AAUAAAAAAGAUAUUAGGAAUUUUAAUUGGCGGAUGUCACGUAAACUUUUUCAUACUUGAUUAGGUUCAGUUGACUGUUGAGACCUUCGAAAUAUCGUUAUCUUUCGAAAAAAACAUUCCUUCGACUUGGAUUUAGUCAUAGUUGUAAAUAUGUACUUACACCUUGCCUACUUUUAUGGAUUAAGUUGAUAUUCAUCGCAAAAAUGAAUAUUUCAUUGAAAAACCUUAGUAUGUUUAUCAUAGUAGUUAUAUAUAUUGUCCUUAACGGCAUUCAUGGCCAGUCAUAUCAGCCGGUGAAUUUUAAACCAUCAUCUACAGGAAGACGUUUGCUUUAUUCAGAUUGGGAAAGCGCGCCGUCAUUUUAUUCACCUGGUGGUAUAACACCAGAUAAUGAACCUCGUGCUCCUAUUUACAUGGAAUUAACAAACAAUCUUACAUCUGUUAACGGAGCUUCAGGUAUAUGUGGUGUUUGUGCACGUAUAUAUCGCGUUUUGCAUAUGACUCAACUGAAUGCUGCUGAAGAAUGCCGACGUCAUCAUAAUUCGAGACAAGCAGCUUUUGGUGAUAUUACGGAAUUUUAUCACACGUUAGUGAAAAGCAGACGGUUAAAUGGAACAAUUGAAUUCCCUUUAGCAGAUAAAUUUUCAAGAUUCACUUUUAGAACUACAAUUUUGUAUUUAGCCUCUAGAGAAAAUGAACCUGGUUUAAUGAUUGAAGCUGGAUUUGAAACAAAAUAUGUACUGUGCGUUCAAUCAAUUAAAUGUCCAGCACCAAUCAUGACAACUACCACAGAACCUAUUACAACAACCACACCAUUGACGACAAUAACAACAAUAUCAACAAUUUUAAACAAUUCAGAUAAUCUAUCUAUCUUAUCAUCAUCUAAUUCACAGAGUCGUGCUGCUAACAAUUUAUUUGGCAAUAGAAAUGAUGGACGUAGUGGUUCUGCAUUUUGGGAUGCACUUUUAUCUGGAACUGAACCGAAAGAUUGGUUUCUUGCAACCGUUUCUUUGGCUUGUCUAUGUCUGGUACUCAUAAUCGUACUUAUUAUAACAUGGUUGUAUAUAUGUCGCAUCCGUAGGCUGUAUAGUCGAAGGCGUUGCCAAGGCACAUGUCGUUUUGGAUGUCGUUGUCCACCGGAGGUCGUUCGUCAAAUGGCCGCAGAGGCAGCAGUAUGUGGCCCUUUAGGGCUACAGACGCACCAGCCAUUUAUAAAUACAAUGUCACCACAUGGAAAUGGUUCUGUCAAAAGUGGAAGUGGGUAUGGGAAUACAUUAUAUACAGGUGGGACAUUGAAUUCAGGUGGAUGGGGUUCAAAUGGCAACAAGAUUGGUUCCCCACUUUAUGUGGCUUUAAGUUCUGGGGUUGAUAAAGCGACCUUAUUAAGUGCUGGAUGUAAUACACCUAACUGCAUGCUUGAGAUGUCUGGAGGUUUACAACUAACUAACACAGUGGAUGGAAGUAGUGGAACUUGGAAUCAAACAAAUGGAAAAUUUCGAAAUCCUCGUCUUCGACCAAAACGUUCAACACAGGACGCUUUAAGACGAAGUACAAGUGAAGGUUCUAGUGUUUCAGGUGUUACUGGUACCGUAGGUGCUAAUAAUAAUACUACAGGAAUAGAACAAGGUAAUUUUGUUUAUCGUCCUGGACCGGUGGUUAGUUUUUCCGAUGCAACAAUUUCAAAUAUUAUACCUGCUAUGGUUGUAAGUAAUACUAAUGCAGGUCAACAUGGAACUGAAUCAACAACAACUGUCUAUCUUCAAACUUGUCCAAAUGGAUAUAAUUAUUCAGAUAGUGGUAGAGGCAGUGGUAUCAGUCCAGGCUAUUCACAUUCACCGACACAUGUGAAUAAUCGAAAAGCUAACGAUGGAACAUAUUUCAAUAACAGUAACAAUAAUAAUGUUACUAACGCUAAUAAUAAUAAUAAUCAAAACAAUAUUCAAAAUGGUUUCGUUAAUUCCAAUAGUCCAGUAAAUAUGGAUGAUGUUGAAAGCAGAUGUGAUAUGAAUUAUUUAGGCAAUCAAGCAAAUAAAAUUUUAUCCAGUUUACAAUCGGAUCAUUGUACGAAUUUCAAUGGUUUUAGUUCAGGUUCUCACAACAUAGCAAUGCAUCAUUUAAAUCGUGAUUCUGAAGGGGAUUUUGUAAAUAUCACACCACCAUCAGGAUUUUAUGAUUUUAAUAACAAUACCAAUAAUAACAAUAAUAGUAACGAUGUAAUUGUAAAUUCUGAUUCUGGUUAUUUGGGAAAUUCAUGUCGUCAGCAAUCACAGACUUUUCAUCAAAAUCGUUUGAUAACUAGUCCAAAUAGUUUUGGACGACAAUUAUUCAAUCAACCAUCUCCAUCAAUUGUAGUACCACCGUCACAGUCAUUUAUUAAUUCUUCUUGUAUCAAUGACAGUAUUACAACUACAUCUUCUUUAUAUCCAUCCAGUCAGGCAGAAUGGCAUAAUACUACUUUAUCACUUAACAAGUUUAAUUUACAAAAUGGUGAAAUGAUUGGUAGUCUGGAUGAUGAAUAUGUCAAUGGUUAUUCAACAGAAGUUAGUAAUACAGGAACUGCAUCUAGAAUGCGCAAAUAUAUUACACCUAAUUAUAAUAAUAGUAAUGGUGGCAGUGGAACAAGACCAUUAGUUUCACGUCCCCAGUUCUCAGAUUCUUUACAUUCUGGAGUUAACUAUCAUCAAAAUUCAUAUGCAAAUGAAAGUAAUUCUAUGACAAUCAAUAAUAGAUCUUUGCAUAAUUCAAAUGAUGCUACAACUCCUAAUGGAAUAUUAUCACCACCGAAGAUUGAUCAUAUAUUUACUACACUUACAUCAGAACGUAUGUUGUAAAUGGAACACUUUUAGAUGUGUGUUUUUUUUAAAAAGAAACCCAAUUGAUUAUUAGGACUUCAGCUGUUUUCCAGUGAUAAUCUUUUAUUUAAAAGUGUAUUUUGUUUGUUUUGCAAAACAAAUGUGCUUUUCAUUACAUCCGAAAUAAAAGGCAGUCAUUUUUUUGUACACAAUAUUGAUUAUCAUUUUCAUACUUAAAUAUUGAACACUUUUAAAUUGUUGCAAAAAAUAAACAAACAAACAAAGGAAUCCUAUUCAGUAGUAGGUUUAAACCCUAUAAGAAAAAAUUCUGUUCUUUCGUUCUUCUUCAACCACUUGAUAAUGUUUAUCAUGAUUCGGUUUUUUUUUCUUAAAAAAAUUGUAUUAGUGAUGAUUUUGAUGGAUAAGCAGGAUAUUUGGAUAAAUUUUUAGGGUUUUUUUUUCGGUUCUUUGAAUCUAUGCGAUAUUCUCUUUCUAUAUGCAUAUAUAAUACUAACGCUAGAUAUUAUUAAUACUAAAUGAACUUCAUACGAUUGUACAGUUCGUGUUUAUAAAAUAUUUAUUGAGUUAAAUGGUGUUCUUACAAUUUGUUUCCUCUUUAUAUAUCUCUUUAUAAUUAUGUACAUGAGUAAAUGAUUUAUAUUGAUAUAUAUACAUGUAUUAUCCUAUACAGGAAUAUUUCAUUUCUAAACGUUUAUUUAGAUUAACAAUAUAUUAAAUAUAUGUACUUUGAAUACAUUUAGAGUAUUCAUUUAAUGAACACUUUUGCAUUUAUGAAUGUUUAGUGUUUUCUUUUUUGCUAUACUUCUUUUUGUUGAAGGUGAAAGAUAAAUCAAUUUCCGAACUAUUAUUUCAUCAUUUUAUUCACACAUUGUUCUAUUCAAUUACUUAUUGAAUAUACGUAAAAUUGAGAAGAAAACUAACCUGUACAUUGAUGAAUAUAGUCAAUGUCAUAAAUAACUAGAAAAUUCAAUUUAAGAUCACUUUUCAUUAUUUAAAAAGGAGGACACAAAAAACAAGGAAAUAUUAGAAAAUCACUUUCUUCUUCUUUUAAAAUUAUCCUUGUUUGAUUGUUCAGUUUUUGUUAUGAUCAUUUUGUUUACUUGUUUCAUUGAUUUGGUUAUUUAAAGUAUCUUUUAUGAAACAAGUUAGCGAGCUUUUUUUGUGUGUGGUUAGAAUAAACUAUUUUGCGUUUGUUAGGUUUACUUAUGAAGAAUAGUGAAAGUUUGUUCACAUACGAGUGUUUGUGUAUGUGCAGACUUAUGUGUUUAUACAUUUAGCACUGGCUACAUUUUCAAUUUUUCAAAUAUCUAUCCAUCUAUAUAUACAUAUAUAUAUAUCCAAAAUAAUAACAACAUUUGAGUACGUAUAUGAAUGACUUAAUUUAGAUAAACAAUAAUUGGCUUUAAUUUUUUUGUUUUAUUCACUUUUCUUGGCCGUUAUUUAUUAAUGGUAUUGAUCAGGAUUUCCUUCUUACAAGAAAAUAAUUAAUGAAAAAUUGAACUGAUG
This is a messenger RNA of Schistosoma intercalatum, 4319 nucleotides long. The record is from the annotation of a GenBank genome assembly. Lineage: Eukaryota; Metazoa; Platyhelminthes; Trematoda; Strigeidida; Schistosomatidae.